CCGCCGCGGCCGCCGCGCGCUCUCCCGCACUCGCCGGCGCCGCCAACUUCGGAGCGGCCGGCCGGACCAUGGGGGCUCCCCCGGGCCGGAUCACGUAGCCGCGGCGGCCCCGAGAGCCCGCGCCGCCCGAAGCGCCCGCGCGGCCCUUCCCGCGCGCAGGCCAUGGGCGGCCGCGGCUCCCCCCUGUGCGCGGCGGCACCCGCGGUGGCCGAGGGCGGCCCGGCCCGCGAGCCGCUGCAGCUGCUGGAGGUGUCCUCCCGCAAGAGGCUGCCCAGCGGGCCCGAGCAGGACCCAUGCGGCAGCCGCCCUGCGCCCGAGGGCGCCGGUGCGGGCGCCGAGCAGGGCCACUCGGCGGGCGGAGGUGGCUGGUGCCGCCACUGCCACACGAAGCUCGCCGAGCUCAAGCGACAGGCGUGGAAGCUGGUCAGCGGGUCCGGGACGCCCCUCCGGGACCCUUGCCUCUCUGCGUUGCUCCUCGACAAGCUGCCGGCCCCCGGGGUCCUGCCCGCCUGCCGCCCGGAGGCCGAGCGCCGCUGUGACGUCUGCGCCACGCAUCUGACCCAGCUGACGCGGGAGGCCCUGCGGCUGCUGCAGGCUCCCGCCAGCCGUGACGCCCCCGACGCCCCCCAUGGAGGCCCAGGCCUUGUGCCCUCCAGCCCCGGCUCCGGGACCAGCCUGCGGGAUGCGUCCGUGCUUGCGGGCCCGCCGGCGAGGCAGCUGGGCCGGGCGGGGCCGGACAAGAGGAAGGGGCUGGCCUGGCCUUCUGGGCCCAGCGUCCAGGUGUCGGUGGCCCCGGCCGGCCUGGGCGGAGCCCUGAGCACAGUCACCAUCCAGGCUCAGCAGUGCCUGGAGGGCAUGUGGAGCGUCUCGAGGGUCAACAGCUUCCUGCCGCCAUCCUGCCUGGCGGAAGCGGCGGUGGCUGCCGUGGCGGUGGCGGACUCUGUCCGGGACGGUGCCCCCAGCUUGGGCUCUGACGGUGUGUCGAAGACGUGGGGCCUCAGUGGGGCCUGCAGGACGGCGCUCGUCACCCCGGCCCCGGGCACCCCGGCGGGGGGCUCCCCGGGCCCGUCAGCGGCAGCCUCCUUCUUCAUUAGGGCUGCCCAGAAGCUCAGCCUGGCCUCCAAGCGCAAGAAACCUCAUCCGCCGCCGGCCCCUGCUGCCCGCAGUGCCUCCCCGUACCCCACGGACUUCAGCGGGGUCCUGCAGCUGUGGCCGCCCCCCACACCCCCCUGCUUGCUCAGGGCCGCCUCCAAGGUUAAGGACAAUCCCGGCAGCAUCGGAAAGGUGAAGGUCAUGCUGCGGGUCUGGCCUGCACAGGGGGCGCAGCCCUCGGCCGAGUCCGCGUCCUUCCUGAAGGUGGACCCACGCAAGAAGCAGGUGAUCCUGUACGACCAGGCUGCUGGGCCCCCCGGCAGCUCGGGCCCCCGACGAGCCUCCGCCGCGGCUCCCAAGAUGUUUGCCUUCGACGCCGUCUUCCCCCAGGACUCGGAGCAGGCUGAGGUCUGCUCGGGGACUGUGGCUGAUGUGCUCCAGUCAGUGGUCAGUGGGGCUGAUGGCUGCAUUUUUUCCUUCGGCCACGCGAGCCUUGGCAAGUCCUACACCAUGAUCGGGAAGGACAGCUCGCCCCAGAGCCUGGGCGUUGUGCCCUGUGCGAUUUCCUGGCUCUUCAGGCUCAUCGAGGAGCGUAGGGAGAGGACGGGCACCCGCUUCUCAGUGCGCGUGUCUGCGGCGGAGGUGUGCGGCCCCGACGAGAGCCUGCGGGACCUGCUGGCCGAGGCGGCCUCCGACAGCCUCCAGGACGCCCAGUCCCCGGGCGUGUACCUGCGGGAGGACCCUGGGUGUGGGGUUCAGCUGCCAAACCAGAGCGAGCUUCGGGCUCCCACGGCGGAGAAGGCCGGCCUGUACCUGGAUGCGGCGCUGGCGGCCCGUGGCUCCCGCCGGCCGGGCUGUGGCUCACACCUGGUCUUCACGCUGCACGUCUACCAGUACCGCGUGGAGAAGUGCGGCCGCGGCGGGAUGUCUGGAGGCCGCAGCCGCCUGCACCUCAUCGACCUGGGCGGGUGUGAGGGGGCGCCUGGCCGGGGCGGGGAGGCCCCCGGGGGACCCUCGUGUCUGCCUCUGUCCGCCUUGGGCAGUGUCAUCCUGGCCCUGGUCAGCGGAGCCAAGCACGUGCCCUAUAGGGAGCACAGGCUCACCCUGCUGCUGCGUGAGUGCCUGGCGGCCCCCAGCUGCCGGACCACCAUGAUCGCCCACGUCUCGGACGCACCCGCUCGCCACGCCGAGACGCUCAGCACCGUGCAGCUCGCUGCCCGCAUCCACCGGCUACGCAGGAAGAAAGUCAAGUACGCGUCCAGCUCCUCCGGCGGGGACAGCUCCUGCGAGGAGGGCCGUGCCCGCCGCCCCCCGCACCUGCGGCCCUUCCACCCCCGCUCCAUGGCCUCGGAGCCCGGCCGCCUGGCUCCCAGCUCGCCCGGAGACCCCGACUACUCCUCCAGCAGCGAGCAGUCCUGCGACACGGUCAUCUACGUGGGGCCCGGCGGGCUGGCCCUGUCCGACCGCGAGCUCACCGACGACGAAGGGCCGCCCGAGUUCGUCCCCAUCAUCCCCGCGCUCCGCCGCCGCCGGCCCUCCGAGGGCCCGAGGGACGCCGACCACUUCCGCUGUAGCACCUUCGCGGAGCUGCAGGAGCGGCUGGAGGGCAUCGACGGCAGCGAGGGUGUCCCCGGGGGCAGGAGGCCCUCACCGCCCGAGGCCGGCGCUCCCAGGAAGGCGGCAGGCUCCUCGCUGGCGGCCGGCACGCCUCGAGGCAGCCCCGCCCCAGACGCCUGCCGGGGUGCCCUGGAACCCUCUAAGGCUGGUGCCGACCGGAGGGAUCUGCUGGUGCCGGACAAGGCCGCUGGGGUCGGGGGUAGGAGGCCACUGCCCAGCCCGGCCCCUCCACCUCCUCGGCAGCUGGAAGCCAGCAGAGCGCCUGAGGACCCAGGGGGAGGGAGCGCGGACGGCGUGCUGCGGACGCCCCCCGUGGGCAGGAGCGGGCAGGCGGGCAGCCCCCGGCCCCCCGCACACGGCCGCCGUCUGGAGCGGAGCCUGCUGACCACCACGGUGACACUGCAGCAGCCCGUGGAGCUCAAUGGCGAGGACGAGCUGGUGUUCACGGUGGUGGAGGAGCUGUCCCUGGGGGCGCUGGCCGGCUCCGGCCGCCCCAGCAGCCUGGCCAGCUUCGGCAGCAACUGCUCUCUGCAGGCCGUAGCCUCGGGGUCCAGGCCGGUCAGCAUCAUCAGCAGCAUCAGUGAUGAGCUCGAGGCUUACAGCGCACAGGCUGCGGGCGCGCCCUCGGAGGGGGCGGGCCGGGCUGGGAGCAGCCAGGGCACCUCGGUCAGUUCCUGGCUCAGCGAGGUCAGCAUCUGCAUGGACGACCGCCACAGCCCCGUGCCCCCGCCUACCUUCCGGGCUGGCCGGGACUCGCCAGCAGGGCCCGACCCCCUGGGCACCCCUGUCCCGGGCGGCUCCCCGGACGAGGGCAGCUGUCGGUUCCCAGAGCACAGCAGACCGGACGGUCCUGGCCCGGCCCAGAGUCCUCGCCCUGGGGACGUGGCUUCUGCGGCCCCCGCCCGACCUGGUAGGGAGUCCCCAGCCGCAUCCCCGUGGGGGGCGGCCCCCGCACAGACGAUCCACUCCAGCCUCCCCCGGAAACCGAGGACUUCCUCAGCGGCCGGUCGUGCAGGCUGCACUCGCCUGGCCGCGAGCCCACCUGGCCCCGGAGGCCUCUUCGAGGACCCCUGGCUGCUCCGGGCAGACGAAUGUGGCCCGUGCCAGGGGCCCUCGGCCGGCAGGGUCCCCAGCCCAGGCCCAGUGCUGGCUUGUGCCCGGAGGGUGGUGGACGGCUGUGAAGUGGCAGCCGGGGCGGCCCCGAGGCCAGAGGCUGUAGCCCAGAUACCCCCGCUGCGGAGGGGGGCCACCACGCUGGGUGUGACCACACCCGCCGCAUCCUGCAGGGAUGUCCUGGCGGCUGCGGCCGCCUCUCUGGGCAACCCGAAGGCUGCCCCCAACAGCAAGCGGAGCGUGGCUCCCAAGGGAAGCCUCUUCACGAGGCCUGGCGGGGCAGCCCCCCCGGCCCCUCCUGUGCGCAAGUCCAGCCUGGAACAGAAGAGUAGCCCAGCGCUGACUGCUCCCCAGGGCGGGGGCCCUACCCGGGCUGCGGCUGCUGCCCUUCCCCGAGGAGAGGAGGAGGCCAGGGCUGGGAGCCGGGCUGACCACUCUGUCACCAGGGCCACGUCCAGCCUGAAGGCCCGGGCGGGCAAGGUGGAAGCCGCGAGCCGGCCCAGCGCCCAUGGCUCUCUCGAGCGGUGCGAGGGACCGGCGCACGGCAAGGCCAGGGAGGCUCCCGGGAGGGCCCGGGCUGUGCCCAGGUUGGGUGUUCCGUCCCCCAGCCCCGUGCCUGGGCCUGCUCCAGCCUGUAGGGGCAGCCCGGCCAAAGGCGUGGGGGCCCCCAAGCCCCCAGCUGGCGGGAGCAAGGGCCGCAGUCCAGCAGUGGGUGGGUCGAGGGCCUUGUGUGCUCCCGUGAAGCCACUGACCCCAGCGGUGGGCAGGACCCCCAGUGGCCCCGUGAUGGCUCCCCGGGUGGCCCCGCGGGCUGUGCCUGGUGUCGGGGCCAAGGCCAGCCGGGGCACCAUCAUGGGCACCAGGCAGGCGCUCCGGGCCGCCCACAGCCGCGUCAACGAGCUGGCGGCCAGUGGUGCCCCCAGCAGAGGUGGUCCCUCCUGGGGCUCGGCGGACUCGGACAGCGGCAGCGACAGUGGCGUGAAUGUGGGCGAGGAGCGGCUACCCGCUGUCCCCGCGCUGCCCUCCCCCUACAGCAAGGUCACGGCCCCGCGGCGGCCCCAGCGCUGCAGCAGCGGCCACGGCAGUGACAACAGCAGCGUGCUGAGCGGCGAGCUCCCGCCCGCCAUGGGCCGCACCGCGCUCUUCUACCACAGCGGCGGCAGCAGCGGCUAUGAGAGCGUGCUGCGUGACAGCGAGGCCACCGGCAGCGCCUCGUCCGCGCCCGACUCCAUGAGUGACAGCGGGGCCGCCUCGCCCGGGGCCCGCUCCCGCAGCCUCAGGUCCCCCAAGAAGAGGGCCACAGGUCCACAGCGGAGACGGCUGAUCCCGGCGCCCAUGCCGGACACUGCUGCCUUGGGCCGCAAGCCCGGCCUCCCUGGGCAGUGGGUGGACCUGCCGCCGCCCCUGGCCGGCUCCCUGAAGGAGCCCUUCGAGAUCAAGGUCUAUGAGAUUGACGACGUGGAGCGCCUGCAGCGGCACCGGCCGCCCCCGAGGGAGGACCCGGCUGAGCCCUCCCAGGACGUGGAGAAGGGUCUGGUGUGCGCCAGCGCCCGGCUUCGGCUGGCGGAGCGCAGGCAGCAGCGGCUGCGGGAGGUACAGGCCAAGCACGAGCAGCUGUGCGGGGAGCUGGCGGAGACCCAGGGCCGGCUGAUGCUGGAGCCCGGCCGCUGGCUGGAGCAGUUCGAGGUGGACCCGGAGCUGGAGCCCGAGUCGGCAGAGUACUUGGUGGCCCUGGAGCACGCCACGGCCGCCUUGGAGCAGUGCGUGAAUGUGUGCAAGGCCCACGUCAUGAUGGUCACCUGCUUCGACAUCAGCGUGGCCUCCCCCGCCGGCCCGCCGGCGCUGCAGGAGGUGGACGUCUGAGGCUGGGCCCCGGGACGCCGGGAGGGCACGUGGGACGGAGCGAGCACGUGGCGGGGGUCAGAGGGAUGAGGGUGUGGAGGGCCGGGGCCGGCCCAGCGCGGGGGGCUCGGAGGCGAUGAGCAGGAGGGAGGGGUUGGCCAGGCGGAGCGGACGGUGGCGGGGAGUGAGCGCGUGUGCGGGAGACGGGACGGUCACCACCCAGACAGCAACGCAAGUGCCUUUAACCUUGAAUCGACUUCUCUCUUUUUGUGUUUGGUGCUAAGGACUCAAGACACCAGCAGACGGUGUGCUCAGGCUGUGGCCGUCCGGGGCCAGGCCGAGCCCCUUCCCAGCCAAGCAGUUUCAUGUAGCAGGACUGCUCUGGGCCCCGCCGGCCCAAGGGUCAGGAUGCAGGACUCUUCCUUUACAGCUGUUUCCUCUCGGCAGAACUGGCCCCGGGGGUCACCAGACCACGGUCUGCGUCCUUGCUGUGGAUCGCGUGGGGUCCUCCGGGGGGGACGGCCUCGUUUUUCCUUCCCCCCCCGGGACCUGCUCUGUCCAGAGGAUACAGAGAGGGCAGCGCCCACAAGGCGCCUUCUUCUACGGCAGGAAUUCUUACCAAAACCACAAGCAAAAAACAAACCCAACACACACACACACACAAACAAUGGGGGGUUAGGGUUUUGUAAAGGUUCUGUUAGGUUCAUAUUUUUAUAUCAUUUUGCCUAUAAAUGCAGUAUUUGCAGUGGGAAUUUGGAGACAAAUGAUCUAUGUUUUUAUGGUUUUCUAUGGAAGGUAUCCCUCAGGCCAGGCUCUUUCUGGGGGGGCGCCCGGUGGGGGCAGGGGUCCGUGGGGGGCUCUUCUUGCCAAAUGCAGACCGGGAGGGCGCCUGCCGACGUAUGUGUGUCCCCGUCACAAUGGGCUCUGUUUUCUGACCCUUGUGCAUUUUCUAGGGGCUCCCAGACCUUUGUACAAAUGUGUAGAUAACCUCUUGCUACGGCUUUUAUUUGUGAAUAAAAGACACAUCCGUUGUUAAAA
This is a messenger RNA of Mustela erminea (ermine), 6702 nucleotides long. It is a transcript of the gene KIF26A, whose product is annotated as kinesin family member 26A. The record is from RefSeq and is a predicted model, not a curated record. Gene Ontology annotation, biological process: microtubule-based movement. The coding region runs from base 163 to 5685 and encodes 1840 amino acids. The transcript has 16 exons. Gene Ontology annotation, molecular function: ATP binding; microtubule binding; microtubule motor activity. Lineage: Eukaryota; Metazoa; Chordata; Mammalia; Carnivora; Mustelidae.